Molecule: messenger RNA, 3618 nt
Organism: Coturnix japonica (Japanese quail)
Lineage: Eukaryota; Metazoa; Chordata; Aves; Galliformes; Phasianidae
Source: RefSeq, a predicted model, not a curated record
GUGGACAAGUACCUGUAUCACAUGCGUCUCUCUGAGGACACGCUGCAGGAGGUGUCCGAGCGCUUCCGCAAGGAGAUGGAGAAGGGGCUGGGAGCCGACACCAACCCCACGGCCUCCGUCAAGAUGCUGCCCUCCUUCGUCAGGUCCACCCCCGAUGGGACAGAGGAUGGAGAUUUCUUAGCGCUGGACCUCGGCGGCACCAACUUCCGCGUGCUGAGGGUGAAGGUAUCCGACAACGGCCAGCAGAAGGUGGAGAUGGAGAGUCAGAUCUACGAGAUCCACGAGGACCUCAUGCGAGGCAGUGGGAUGCAGCUCUUUGACCACAUUGCCGAGUGCCUGGCCAACUUCAUGGAGAAGCUGAAAAUCAAGGACAAGAAGCUGCCCCUUGGCUUCACCUUCUCCUUCCCAUGUCAUCAGACCAAGCUGGAUGAGAGCAUCCUCGUCAACUGGACAAAGGGAUUCAAGUGCAGCAGCGUGGAGGGGAAGGACGUGGUGUCCCUGCUGCGUAAGGCCAUCAAGAAGCGUGGGGACUUCGACAUCGACAUUGUGGCGGUGGUAAAUGACACUGUUGGCACCAUGAUGUCCUGUGGCUACGAUGACCAGAACUGUGAAGUCGGACUCAUUGUGGGGACGGGCACCAACGCCUGCUACAUGGAGGAGAUGAGGCACAUUGACCUGGUGGAGGGGGACGAGGGCCGGAUGUGCAUCAACAUGGAGUGGGGGGCGUUUGGGGACGACGGCGUGCUCAACGACAUCAGGACCGAGUUUGACCACGAGAUCGACAUGGGCUCGCUCAACCCUGGCAAGCAGCUGUUCGAGAAGAUGAUCAGUGGGAUGUACAUGGGGGAGCUGGUGAGGCUCAUCCUGGUGAAGAUGGCCAAGGAGGGGCUGCUGUUCCGAGGGAAGCUCUCUUCAGAUCUGCGCACCACCGGGCACUUCGAGACCAGAUUUGUCUCUGCUAUAGAGAAGGAGAAAGAGGGGCUGCAGAAAGCCCACGAGAUCCUGACCAAGCUGGGGCUGGAGCCGUCCCACGAGGACUGCCUGGCCACACACCGCAUCUGCCAGAUCGUCUCCACGCGCUCGGCCAACCUGUGCGGGGCCACGCUGGCCGCCGUGCUGCGCCGCAUCAAGGAGAACAAGGGGGUGGACCGGCUGCGCUCCACCGUCGGCGUGGAUGGAUCCGUCUACAAGAAGCACCCGCACUUUGCCCGACGCCUCCAUAAGACAGUGAGGAAGCUGCUGCCCGACUGCGACAUUCGAUUCGUGAGGUCGGAAGAUGGCAGCGGCAAAGGGGCGGCCAUGGUGACGGCGGUGGCAUAUCGGCUGGCGGCCCAGCACAAGGCCAGGCAGAAGAUCCUGGAGGCGCUGAAGCUGAGCCAGGAGCAGCUCCUGGAGGUGAAGAGGAGGAUGAGGGUGGAGAUGGAGAGGGGGCUGGGCAAGGAGACGCACGCGGAGGCCACGGUGAAGAUGCUGCCCACAUACGUGUGCUCAACUCCAGACGGGACAGAGAAAGGAGAUUUCCUCGCCCUGGACUUGGGGGGGACGAACUUCCGCGUGCUGCUGGUGCGGGUUCGGAACGGGAUGCGGCGCGGGGUGGAGAUGCACAACAAGAUCUACUCCAUCCCAUUGGAGGUGAUGCAGGGGACGGGCGAGGAGCUCUUCGACCACAUCGUCCACUGCAUCUCCGACUUCCUGGAGUACAUGGGCAUGAAGGGGGUGUCGCUCCCGCUGGGCUUCACCUUCUCCUUCCCGUGCAGGCAGACCAACCUGGACGAGGGGAUUCUCCUUAAGUGGACGAAGGGGUUCAAAGCCACGGGCUGCGAAGGGGAGGACGUGGUGAGCCUGCUGAAGGAGGCCAUCCACCGCAGGGAGGAGUUCGACCUGGACGUGGUGGCGGUGGUGAACGACACGGUGGGCACCAUGAUGACUUGUGGAUAUGAAGACCCCUACUGCGAAGUGGGGCUGAUAGUUGGCACGGGCAGCAACGCCUGCUACAUGGAGGAGAUGAAGAACGUGGAGCUGGUGGAGGGCGACGAGGGCCGCAUGUGUAUCAACAUGGAGUGGGGGGCGUUUGGGGACAACGGCUGCUUGGAUGACAUCCAGACCGAGUUUGAUUUGGCCGUGGAUGAGCUGUCCCUCAACCCCGGGAAGCAGAGGUUUGAGAAGAUGAUCAGCGGGAUGUACCUGGGGGAAAUAGUCCGCAACAUCCUGAUGGACUUCACCAAGAGGGGGCUGCUCUUCCGCGGCCGCAUCUCCGAGCGCCUGAAAACCAGGGGGAUCUUUGAGACCAAGUUCCUGUCCCAGAUAGAAAGCGACUGCCUGGCCCUGCUGCAGGUUCGCUCCAUCCUCCAGCACCUGGGCCUGGAGAGCACGUGUGAUGACAGCAUCAUCGUGAAGGAGGUGUGUGCCGUGGUGGCCCGUCGGGCUGCGCAGCUCUGUGGGGCAGGAAUGGCCGCAGUGGUGGAUAAAAUCCGAGAGAACCGAGGGCUGGAGUUCCUCAAAGUGACGGUCGGAGUGGACGGGACGCUCUACAAACUGCACCCGCACUUCUCGGCCGUGAUGCAGGACACGGUGCGGCAGCUCUCCCCGCGCUGCGAGGUGUCGUUCCUGCAGUCGGAGGAUGGCAGCGGUAAAGGGGCCGCGCUGAUCACGGCCGUGGCGUGUCGGAUCCGCGAUGCCGGGCAGCGGUAGGGGCAGCUCCGAGCUCAGCCCUGCGCCCCACGGACGAUUCCUUCCCCGCUCCCUCCCUCCGUACACAGACACACAGACACACACAGACACACCCAUUUACUCUCCUGGUGGGACACCAAGUUCUGCGUCCCCCCAACCCCGAACCACUCGUGUCCCCCAAUGGCAGAAUGGAUCCUCUGCCCCCCCCCCACACUCUGGUUGUAUUUUACCCCCCCCUCCCCGCUCCCCCCAUUGGGGCUGCAUGACCUGCACAGUGGGGCAGUGCCGGGCAUGGGGGUCCCGUUGCAUGGACCCCCCCCCACAGCUGUGUUCCCGGUCACCCCCCCCGUGUCCUUUAGCAUCGAACCUUCCCUUUCUCUCUGUUGUUUUUAUUCCCCUUAAUUUAACGUUUCCUUGGGGUCAGACUGGAGAACCCAGCACUGCGGGGCUGGGGGGGGGGGCACUUUGUGGUCCCCAUAAGGGAUAAAUGGAGGGGGAGGGUUUAUGGCUGGGGAGGGGGGGGGAUGCAGCACAGCCCCACAGCGCGGUGUGGGGCAGAGCUGCUCUAUGGGGCAGGACGGAGCUCUCAGGGGACUCCUUUGUGUCGGGGGUCGAAAUGAAGAAGGGAAGCUGAAGUCGCAGCUGUCGAUAUGAAGGGAAGGCCGGAUGGAGCAGGAUGGGGGGGGGGGGCACAAAGCUCAGCCCCCUCCCCAUAUCUCCCCCCCCCCCGGGGCGAUUCUGAUCCAAGCCAAAGACGGUGGGGCUGCGAGCAGCGGAGCUGCGCCUGCUGUUCUCCUCUCGUGUUUACACUUAUUUAUUUGGAGCUGUGAUAGAUAAGAGAGCUGGAAAGGCUUCCUUAUUUUUGUACUUUUCGGACCGGUUUCCCUCUCGGUGCCGUGCUGCUGUUUUACUCCUCGGCUCCCCCAUAAUAAACGUGGAACCAACUGA